Messenger RNA from Leptopilina heterotoma, 1521 nucleotides. It is a transcript of the gene Taz, whose product is annotated as tafazzin. NCBI's taxonomy places the organism in Eukaryota, Metazoa, Arthropoda, Insecta, Hymenoptera, Figitidae. Gene Ontology annotation, cellular component: mitochondrial membrane. Gene Ontology annotation, biological process: cardiolipin acyl-chain remodeling; inner mitochondrial membrane organization. Gene Ontology annotation, molecular function: 1-acylglycerophosphocholine O-acyltransferase activity. The transcript is spliced from 5 exons. The record is from RefSeq and is a predicted model, not a curated record. The coding region runs from base 45 to 977 and encodes 310 amino acids.
CACUGCUUAUCGUGAACAAGUGGUCACGUGAGCAAUAUUGAGUAAUGUCAAACAUAACAAUGCGAACAUGGCCGUGUCGUAUUACGAAAGAACAGACAGUUUUAGGGGAAGUUGCUCGGAAAAUAAUACUGUUCGAGCAAAGGAAAACGAGGCUUCAAAAACCUCGUUCCUUUCCUUUUAGCAGUGGAUUCAACAUGGUCUACAAUAUCACUUGGAUAAUUCCCAAGCUCCGUAAUCCGUCAAGACUGUGGAACAUGGCUAGUACUAUAACCUUUGCUGCUGUAGGAAUUUUCUCUAAAAUCUUUAUCGAAUGGUUUAACAAAACGACAAUUUACAACAAACACAUUAUUCAAAGGGCAUUGGAUUCUCGGCCGAAAAAUGUACCUCUUAUUACAGUUUCAAAUCAUCACAGUUGCUUUGAUGAUCCAGGUAUAUGGGCAACUCUGGACCUGAGGUAUUUGCUGAGUCGCCGAAAAGUAAGGUGGUCCCUGGCAGCACAUGACAUUUGUUUCACAAAUGUGUGGCACUCAUACUUCUUUAUGCUUGGGAAAUGCAUACCAGUCAUCAGGGGGAAUGGAAUUUUCCAGGAUGCGGUAGAUUUCUGCAUCGAGAAACUAUCCUCCGGCGAGUGGGUUCACGUCUUCCCUGAAGGCAAAGUCAAUAUGCUCAAGGAGAAUUUAAGGUAUAAAUGGGGCAUUGCAAGGCUCAUCCUUGAAUCGCCAGUGAUGCCUCUAGUCGUUCCCGUCUAUCAUCUAGGAAUGGAUGAUAUUCUUCCGAACGAGCCACCCUACAUUCUCAAAACGGGCAAAAAAGUUACAAUGUAUUACGGAGAACCAAUAGACUUUAGCGAUAUGCUAGCUGAGCUUCAAGCAACCAAAGUUAGUGAGACCGAAGCCAGAGUAUUAAUCACCAAUCGUGUUCAAGAUGAACUCAAUAAAUUACACUCAGUCGCAGUGGAGCUUCAUAACAAGAAUUGAUGCAAACUAUCGCCUAACUGCCGUAAAAAAUAUUAGCGCGAAUAUGCAAUAAUAAAGAAUUAUUGGAGUGUAACAAAAAUGAAGAGAAUUUAUCCUUCGAAGGGAGAAAUUUUUUAGUCAAAGUGACUUUUAUUGUAUUUUUAUACUAAAUGAAUGCGUCAUUCCAGAAUUUCUGCCAAAGUCUUUAAGAGUCAGUACGUAGAGCGAAACUUUUGUUGGCUUUUGAAAAAGUCUACGUACCUCGUCCACUAUUAUACAAAUCAUUAAAUUCGUCAAUGGCGCAAUUGUACAUAUAUAUGAGAAUGUGAAUAUAAUGAAUUUUUAUCAUUCGGAUUGUCCGAUGUUUAUCAAAGUGGCCAUGGCACAAAAGUCAACUAGAGAAUAUUAUAAUAGGACGAAUUAAAAUAAUUUUCGAUUAUCGACACACGAAAUAUAAGUUAACAUUUAUUAUAAAUAUUAUUAUUGUUUUGAGUAUAUUUACUGUAUAAAAUAAGAACGAAUAUUGAAGUAGUGAAUAAAUUUACUAAUACUAUCAAGUUUCAAA